UGCAAGUUUCACAAUUUUAUCUAAUGUGUGACUGAAGGGGGAGUGACCACAACAGGGUUUAAAUGAAUUAGCUAGCCCUAGCUGAAAUUCCAGCUAGUCUCCAUCACACAGAAGGCAGGAGGAUGUUGGGGAAAUACCACAAGAUGUUUGCAACUGCCAUCUUCUUUCUUUGCACAGGUCCAUUGGCAUUUGGAAUUAAGGUCAAGGGAAAAGAAGGCCAGCAUAUUACUUUGCCAUGUACCUACAGUGUUACAAGCAGCAGUGAUAUCACCACAAUGUGCUGGGGACGGGACAGCUGCCCCAAAUCCAAAUGCAACCAGCCUAUUAUAUAUACAGAUGGAUACAAAGUAACAUUUAGUUCAUCUGACAAAUACCAGCUCAUAGGGGAAAUUAGAAAUGGGCAAGUAUCAUUAACAAUUAUGAAUGCAAAACUGGAGGAUCAAGGAACAUAUUGCUGCCGAGUGGAACAUCAUGGCUGGUUCAACGACAUGAAACUCAACAUUGAGCUACAGGUGGACAAAGCUCCUCCUACCAGACCACCAACUACAAAACCAAAACCGACUUCAGCAAAGAGAAAAACCCCACCUCCAGCAACUACAGCUGUACAGCCACUUACAACCACAUAUGGCACCAUCACCAAACUGGAACCAAAGGAUCUACCUGCAGAAACUACCUCGGUAAUGCCAGAUGAUGCAUGGAUGAAAACCACCAGUGAAUAUGUCUUUGAAACAACAGGCAUUACGGCUUCAUCGCAAUUUUCAAAUCCAUCCACAGCUGAAACUGAUGUGGAGAACGAACUAGAAACUUUGCAUACAGAAGGAAACACUGUGACUCAUUCACAAUCUACACGCCCUGCUUGGGUAAGCACUGUGGACAAUCUUUAUCCACCCAGUGAAGAGGAUUCUGGAAAAAAUGAUGCAACGACUUUGAGAAUGGAUGAUAACAAAAAUGUAAACUGGACGUCUGCUUUUCCAACGUCAGAGUCAGGUGACAUGAACAUAACUGAAAGGAUACAAGAGGAUUGGAAUUCCGAUCUCUUCUCAGGAAACAAUGUACAGGAGAAGAUGAAAACGGAAAAUUCGCUUCACAUUGUACUUAUCGCAAUCAGUCUAUCUGUGAUUAUUGUAGCGGCUGUUAUUCUACUGUUACUGAAAUUAAAAGGGAAACAAAGAGGAAUGUAUCCUUUCCAAACAGAUCCCAGUUUAGAACUGGUUGCAAACGCAGAAGACCCAAUAACCGAGAAGGAGUUGACUGCAUGUCGAGCCAACAACACAGAUGCAAGCUAUCUAAUGGAUGAAGCUGAAACAGACAAGUUUUCCUCGAAAAAGCCUGAGACAGACAGAUUAGGUUCCAAGGAAUCAGUGACAGACAGAUUAGGCUCUGAGGAAUGAGAAAGAUAAACAAGAAUGUCUGUAAUUCAAAGUUGCAGAAAACUGUUAUUUCUACUGAUAUAAACAUAAAUAAAGACCACAAAUUGUGCCAAAA
Pelobates fuscus (common spadefoot toad) is the source of this 1485-nucleotide messenger RNA. RefSeq names its product T-cell immunoglobulin and mucin domain-containing protein 4-like. The transcript is spliced from 10 exons. NCBI's taxonomy places the organism in Eukaryota, Metazoa, Chordata, Amphibia, Anura, Pelobatidae. Gene Ontology annotation, molecular function: phosphatidylserine binding. The coding region runs from base 123 to 1391 and encodes 422 amino acids. Gene Ontology annotation, biological process: cytoskeletal rearrangement involved in phagocytosis, engulfment; apoptotic cell clearance. The record is from RefSeq and is a predicted model, not a curated record.